Molecule: messenger RNA, 3766 nt
Organism: Dreissena polymorpha
Lineage: Eukaryota; Metazoa; Mollusca; Bivalvia; Myida; Dreissenidae
Exons: 3
Coding region: 395-2074 (559 amino acids)
Biological process (GO): proteasome-mediated ubiquitin-dependent protein catabolic process; protein polyubiquitination
Molecular function (GO): ubiquitin protein ligase activity; protein binding; zinc ion binding
Source: RefSeq, a predicted model, not a curated record
GAACUGUUAAAUCAGCAAAGACUAUCAGAUGAUUUGUAACCUCUGAUUUCAGAGUGUGUUUCAGUUCACUGGGAAUAUCAUGUGUCACUGUAUUUUCAGAAAAUGGUUUAACCCUGCUUUAUUAUCAGCAAAAUGUUAAGCAACUAUAACCUUGUUUGUAGCGUGGCUAUGGACUUUGUAUUCAGUGUGUAUUUAAUAAGUUGUGUGUGCUUAAACCUGCAACAUAAUUGAGCUAUAUACAAGGUUUAAAUAAAGAACAUGGGAAAUAUAUUAACUAAAAAACUGUGUGUGUUUUCAUAAAUACUCAUUUUGUUUCCAGAAAUGGGAUAAUAAUAACAGUGAAUACAAAGAACUUAAAACUCAAGGACAGUUUCAUGACAAUAUCUAUCCCAAAAUGAUGGCAUCUCUGGAUUCAGGCCUCAACAGUUCAGAUUUAGUGAAGGACUAUGUUUGUGGAGGUUGCGAAAGUAGAAAUAAUCUUGAAAGUGCAGAUUAUUUUUGUGCAUCGUGUACAAAGUUUUUCUGCAGAAAAUGCAUUGAUCCUCAUGAUCAAAUAUAUGCAAACCAUUCCAAAUAUGGAAGAGGAGAAACAAAUAAAUGGCCUCUUACAAAGACAAUGGAGAAUUUGCUACUGAAAUGUGAUGUUCAUAAAGACAAGAAACUUAAAAUGUUUUGUCAGGACCACAGUCAGCUGUGUUGCAAUGAUUGUGCUUUUCUGAAUCAUAGACAAUGCACAAAUGUGGCUCUAAUUUCUGACUUAGCCAAAAACCUGUCAAUGAAUAUGCAACAGUUGUCAAACAAUCUUCAAACUAUUGUUGGUGAACUAAAUAAGUUUAAGAGUAAACAAGAGGCCAGCAUUCAGUCCGUGGAAGUAUCAUGUAAUGAAAAACUACAAGAAAUAAAAGACAUUCGAAAGAAAUUAAAUGCUGCAUUGGAUGCACUAGAAAAUACAACAUUAAAAGAAUUGGAUGAAAUUCGGACCACAUUGCAAACCUCUCUUAAGAAAGAUAAUGACAACUGUAUCAAACUGAAAGAUGACUUGCAAAAACUCAUUGAAGCUGUAAAUGGCCUUUGUGAUAAGAGCAAGAAAGAACUUGAGUUCAUAGCCAGCAGAAAAUGUUUGGACAAAAUACAAGAGUCAGAGUCAUAUCUGAAGGAGAACCCUGUAAAGGUGCAGAGUUUUAUAUUCCAUGCAAACGCUGACAUUGAGCAGUACCUGUCUAAACAGUCUAGUCUAGGGAAGAUUGUAGACAGUAUGCCAUCUCUAAAUUUCAAUAUGAAUCCAGACCAGGUGUUAACUGUGAAGAGAUUGGAGUAUACUGUAAGCAUACCGAACGACACAAGUAAGCCUUACUGCAUUGGCAUUUGCAGCCUGCCUAGUGGCCAUGUCAUUGUUGCAGAUUAUCAUAAUCAAAAAGUGAAGCUUUUGGACCAGCAUUACAACGUGUCCAGUCACUGUGAUGUGUCUGGUAAUCCAUAUGACAUUUGCAAUAUCACAUCCAGUGAGGUGGCUGUGACUGUUGGUAAAAAUGUCCAGUUUAUAUCUGUGAGCAAUGGGCAAUUGGUGAGUGGGAGGAAGAUUUUAUUACAGCAUGAUGCCAACGGUAUCGCCCACCAUGAGGGAGCGUUGUAUAUCACCUCUGGAACUGCCCUGUACCACUACAGUAUGACUGGAACACUUGUGAAAAAGCUGUUUGAGGAUGCAAGAGGCUCUUUUACAGUGUUUUACUGCGCAGUGAAUCCUGCUGGUGACAGGAUCUAUGUCACCAACCUCUUUCAGCACAAGCUCAUUACUCUGGCUACAGAUGGAACUCUGAUAUCCACCUUUACAGACCCUGAACUAAUACACCCAAGGUGUGUAAUGGUAACACCUGUAGGACAAGUGUUGAUCUGCGGAUGCAGCUCCCAUACUGUCAUACAGGUGGAUCGUGAGGGAACAAAGAGACUGGCAACUUUGGCUUCACAAAAAGAUGGACUCAGCCAACCAGCCUCUGUCUGCUACAACACCAACACUCACCAGAUCAUUGUUGGUCUAAGUAAUAACAGUAAAAUCAUUGUUAUGGACUUGCAAUAGCUCUUGCAUUAGAUGAAAACAUUGACAUAAAACACUUUUAUAAACAUAAUUACCCAUUUUUCUUUGAAUUGCUUAUGCAGUAUUAGCAAUUUAUAUCUAGGUAAACAAAAAACCGUCGGAGACGGGUGAUGCUCCCCAAAGUAUUUUUUUGUCACAAUAUUGCACUAUAUAUUUAGAUAAAAGGAAACGUCUUGAGGGGCAUAACUUUGGACAAAAUAAUAUGAUGGAUGGUUUAGCAACUUAAAAAUUUCAAAGGGCCAUAACUCUCUAAAUAAAUCAUCUAACCAGAGCCCACAAAUAACAUUCGCAUCUCCUCUUGGUAGUUAAGCUUCUCAUAAAGCUUCAUUGAAUUUCAGUCGUUAGUUGCUGAGAAAUAGCCCGGACAAGAAUUGCACUGUGUACAGUUAAUGGAAAAUUUCAAAGGGUCAUUACUCUGUUAAAAAUCAUCCGACUAGAACCCGCUGAUAAUAUGCACAUGUCCUCUUGGUAGUGAAGCUUCCCAUAAAGUUUCAUUGAAUUCCGGUCAUUAGUUCCUUAGAAAUAGCCCGGACAAGAAUUGCACUAUAUGAACAGUAAAUGGAAAAUUUCAAAGGGCCAUAACUCUGUGAAAAAUCAUCCGACCAGAACCGGCUGAUAAUAAUUGAAUUCCGGUCAUUAAUUUGCUGGGAAAUAGCCCGGACAAAAAUUGUGCUCAGACCGAUGGACACACGCACGGACAGACGAAGCGGCGACUAUAUGCUCCCCCAAAAAAUUUUAAGGAGCAUAAAAAAACAUAUUCAUAGAGUUAAAUUUUGUUAUGAACAAGUAAUUAAACUUCAUUUGAAAAUCAGUUGUUUUCAUGCUUGAAAGAUUGCACAAUUUUUAAAGUGAAUUUAUGUCAUCUAUCUAUAAUGUUGAUGCUGAUUAGUUCUUAAGUCUGGCUUUAUUAAAUGUUUUAAUUAUACAAUAUGCAUGUUCUAUGUUAAGCAAUUAUUAUGAUGUAUUAACAUUUGAUUAUUUUUAUGCCAUUUAUGCCUUUUCUUUUAUAAAAUUAUGUAUUUUGAUAUUGUCAUAUUUGAAUGUGUGCUUUUGAAUGCCUAUUAAAGGCAAUAUAUAUAUGUUAUACUUUGGAAACUUCAGUAAAAUAUAACAAUAAGAUAAAAGCGUUUAUUUGGCAAUGUAUCCACUUUAGGCUUACAUUUUUACUGUGGUCUAACACAGAUGUUUAUUAAACCACUUACAAUAUGAGCUCUGUGGUGGGUAAGACUUCUAGCAGAAAAAUACACUAAUAUCUCGGAACAAUUAUAAAGACUCAGAAAAGAUGGAAACAUUUAAAUACAAAUGCCCCAUGAAAUAUGAAAACAAAUCCUUAUUAAUAAAUGAUAAUUGAUUCAACAGCUUGUUGUUUUCAAGGCUUGCUAUCUCACUUGAGUGCAUACAGAGCUUUAGUCUCAAUCAUCAUCUUUUGUUCUCAGUUACAAUUAAUGGGUGGAUUGUAUUCAUUUUUGCAGAAAUGUUCUUUGAAUUGUCAUUUUAUAAAAGUUCAUUGAAAUCAUCAGAAUAUUUGGAAAACUGCAUGCAACAGAAAGUGUGAAACAUUAGCAGGACAACUUGUAAAAUUUGUGUGAUCGCGCACAAAAUUUCUUAAGAUUAUUUAAAUUAAAAUAAAAACAUGGCUGCCAAUAGGAAUCACACUUUUAAUGUCUGCCAAAG